Solanum dulcamara is the source of this 958-nucleotide messenger RNA. Its product is annotated as lectin-like. Bases 93 to 803 code for a protein of 236 amino acids. NCBI's taxonomy places the organism in Eukaryota, Viridiplantae, Streptophyta, Magnoliopsida, Solanales, Solanaceae. The transcript has 3 exons. The record is from RefSeq and is a predicted model, not a curated record.
CACAUAAUGGAAAAAUAUGCCCAAUAGAUGCUUUAUCUAGCUUCUUUAAUAUAGUUAUAGAUAAGUAACAGAGCUGAUUAAUUAUCAGAGAGAUGGGUCAGAGUUUUUGUUGCAUCAAUGAUCCUUGUACUAAAAAUGCAACUCUUGAUAGCAAUAUAAUUAUACAAAGCUAUACAAAUGAUGCUGAUCUUCCACACAAGUGUUCAGAAAUACUAAAAGAUGCAUGUAUUGACGUCCACAGUUACUGCAAGGACAAACUUUAUGACAUGCUCUAUAAAGGAAUACUGAUUUCGGACGGCAAGACCAAGUAUUGGGUAGAUAGAGAGACGGGGAAAAAUUGUUUCAUGUUGUUUGCAAAAAAUCUGGAAAUUAUUGGCCAAACGGAUCAUCGUAACUGGAGCUGGCAGAGAUCCAAAGAAGAUAUGAGAGCUGAAAUCGCUGUGAUGGGAGAAGUGGAGGAACUUUCAGUUCAUGGGAGCUUUAACGCGGAAUUGCUUUCACCAGACACCAAGUAUAAGGUUGAAUUUGUUUUGCGGUUCAGAAAAAGCAAACAUGUUUCUGGCUGGGACAAAAAUCCAGUUAGAACUGUAUUAGUACCACCAGGAAAGACAUGGAAAGAAGCCAUACAAAACAAAGUAAAUUUAGCAAAAAGAGGCUCUGAGGAGCCAUUUGAAAUUCUAGCUGGGGAGUUCUUCAUUCCACAAUUUAUCUCCCAUGAACAAAUUCAGUUUAUUCUGGAUGAAAAGAAGGAGAGGAAAACAGGUCUUGUUAUCAAAGGUGUUAAAAUUACACCUGUCGUUUGAAUAAUUACAUACUCUUUUCAGUUCAAAUUAUAUAUACAUAUAUAAAGAAAUGUACGUACGUGCGUGUUCGUAUACAUGGAUUAAGAUUACAAAUUUCUAAUUCGUUGUCAUCUCAAUAUACUAUGUUCAAUAAAAGAAAAUGUUGAGCCCGUUUG